This is a messenger RNA of Oncorhynchus kisutch (coho salmon), 3472 nucleotides long. Its product is annotated as periostin-like. The transcript has 22 exons. Gene Ontology annotation, molecular function: cell adhesion molecule binding. NCBI's taxonomy places the organism in Eukaryota, Metazoa, Chordata, Actinopteri, Salmoniformes, Salmonidae. Bases 214 to 2784 code for a protein of 856 amino acids. Gene Ontology annotation, biological process: cell adhesion; extracellular matrix organization. The record is from RefSeq and is a predicted model, not a curated record. Gene Ontology annotation, cellular component: extracellular matrix.
ACACAGUAUUAGCGUAGGAGUGAGUAACAUGGUCUUGAAGGGGUGCUGGGUGGUCCAGGCGUGGCUCUGACUUUGAUGUGUUGCAUUUCUCCCUCUUAGUUCCUCAACCAGCCAGCCUAGUGAGUCUCUCCUACUAUAUAAGUUCCCUCUCCCCAGCCAGAUCCCAUUUCUCAGUGUUCCUGUGUACCUGAAGGAGCUUCCUGGGAUAUCAUCAUGAAGAUCCUGUUUGCAGCUCUCCUUGCUGUGUUUGUCCUGUCUAACUUUGACAUGGUGGACUCUUCUUAUGAUAAGAUAGUCUACCACAGUAAAGUCAGAGCAAGAAAAGAGGGACCCAACGUGUGCGCUCUGCAGCAGGUCAUGGGGACCAAGAAGAAGUACUUCAGCACGUGUCGUAACUGGUAUCAAGGGGCCAUCUGUGGAAAGAAAGCGACGGUGCUGUAUGAGUGCUGUCCAGGUUACAUGAAGCUGGAAGGAAUGAAAGGAUGCCCUGCAGUGGCCCCUAUAGACAAUGUGUAUGGUACCUUGGGCCUGGUCAAGGCCAUCUCCACCCAGGAAUACUCUCACAUCUCCAAGCUAAGGGAGGAGAUAGAGGGAUCUGGGUCAUACACCUUCUUCGCUCCCAGCAACGAUGCUUGGGACUUGUUAGAUGGGGAAGUGCGUAGUGCGUUGGUGAGCAACGUGAACAUUGAGCUGUACAACGCCCUGCACUACCACAUGGCUAACAAACGCCUACAGACCAAAGACCUGAAGAACGGCCUGGUGGUCGACUCCAUGUACAACGACCUGGGACUCUACAUCAACCACUACUCCAACGGGAUCGUGACGGUGAACUGUGCCAGGAUUAUCCAUGGCAACCAGGUUGCCACCAACGGCGUGGUGCACGUCAUUGACCGUGUCAUCACUGGCGUGAGCAACACCAUCCAGGAUGUCAUUGAGGUUGAGGAUGACCUCACCACUCUCAGUGAUGUGGCGCUGGCCUCAGGCCUGCUGGACAAGCUGGGACAGCCCGGCCAGUACACCCUGUUUGCCCCCACCAACGAUGCCUUCGCCAAGCUGGACUCGGAUGUGCUGCAACGACUGAUGGGUGACAAGGGUGUCCUCCAAGCCCUGCUGAACUUCCACAUGCUGAACUCUGUCCAGUGUUCAGAGGGCAUCAUGUCCGGCCAGACCUUUGAGACCCUGGAGGGCCACAAUAUUGAGAUUGGCUGUGAUGGGGAAAGCCUGACGGUGAACGGCAUCAAGAUGGUGCUGAAGAAAGACAUUGUCACCACCAACGGAGUCAUCCACCUCAUUGACGAGGUCCUCAUGCCUGACUCAGCCAAGCAGGUGAUGGAGCUGCUCACCCCUUCCCAGUCCACCUUCAGUGACAUGGUGUCAGAGCUGGGUCUGUCUGCAGCCAUGGAAGCCAAGGCAGAAUACACACUACUGGCCCCGCUCAAUUCUGUCUUCACUGAUGAGGUAAUGUCCAUUGACCAGAGCUUUCUGAAGAUGAUUCUGGAGAACCACAUCCUGAAGGAGAAGAUUACUCUGGGACAGCUAUACAAUGGACAGCGCCUGGAGACCAUUGCCGGGAAGUUCCUCAGAGUCUUCAUCUACCGCACAGCGGUGUGCAUAGAGAACUCCUGCCUGGUGCGCGGCAGCAAGGAGGGCAGUAACGGAGCCCUCCACCUGAUGAAGACUCUGAUGAAGCCAGCUGAGACCACCAUGUUCCAGAUCCUUACAGACAACGGAGGAUUCAAGAUAUUCCUGUCACUGAUGGAGACGGCUGGUCUGACUGACCUGCUCAAACAGGAAGGAGAAUACACUCUGUUUGCUCCCCGUGAUGAGGCCUUCACUGGCGUCAGAGACAGCGACCUGGCUCUGCUCAGAGGUAAUAUGAAUGCCCUGCGUACCAUCCUGCUCUACCACUUCAGUAACGGAGUGUUCAUCGGUGGAGGUCUGGAGACUGGGGUGACCAACCUUCUCAAGUCUCUGCAGGGCAAUAACCUCCGAGUGCUGCAUGCUAACAACACAAUCAGAGUGAACACUAUUGAGGUCCCUGAACACGAUAUCAUGGCCACUAAUGGAGCCAUUCACUUUGUCAAAACCCUCCUCUACCCUGGUGAGCUGCCUGCUGGAAACUCUGACCUGCUUGGGCUGCUGAGAAGACUCAUCAAGUACAUGGAGAUCAAGUUCGUGUCAGGAUACAGCUAUAAGGAAAUCCCCCUCACAUUCAUGAAGAGGACGAUCAUCACACGCAUCAUUGAGUCAGUUCCUGAUGUGACCCAUGUGACUAGGGUUAUCGAAAGGGAACCUACCAUCACCAAGGUGACAAGGGUGAUUGAGGGAGAGCCUACCAUCACCAAGGUGACAAGGGUGAUUGAGGGAGAGCCUACCAUCACCAAGGUGACAAGGGUGAUUGAGGGAGAGCCUAUCCUCACCAAGGUGACAAGGGUGAUUGAGGGAGAGCCUACCAUCACCAAGGUGACAAGGGUGAUUGAGGGAGAGCCUAUCCUCACCAAGGUGACAAGGGUGAUUGAGGGAGAGCCUACCAUCACCAAGGUGACCAGAGUCAUUGAAGGUGAGCCAAAGUUCACCAAGGUCACUCGACUCAUCGAGGGAGAGCCCAAGGUCACCAAAGUUACGAGAGUGGUCUCAGGUCCUCAGUACUCAGCCAGCAACAGUGGCUCCAGCAUUGGUAUCGCAAACCUCCAGCAGAAAGUGGGAAAUCCAAGACCAGUAACUAGCAGGAGAAUUCCAGCUGGUCCCAGAAGGAAUGUCAGACCAAAGGAACAAAGUGCAUGAACAUGGACAGACCAGGUGACUGAAGAUGCACCAGCAACCAGAGAGGAACAACAGAGAUAAUGUCAAUGAUUGGUCUCCCAUACAAGCGCUACACUCCAAAUGACGUGUGUGUAGACAUACAGAACUUGAACUUAGUGAGACCAGUAAAGCCAUUUGCUAAACAAAACACAAAUCAUUGGUGAAUGUAUCUAAAGAUAACUAAAAGCCAUCAAUAUAUGUAAAUAGUGUACACAUAUUUGUGGGUUUUGGGGGUGUAUUAGAGAUUAAAGAUUAAAAGCUAGCCAGAGGUAGCAAAAUAAUCUUUAAAACCAAGCUAUUGGAAGUCUUGACCAUUGGUUGAGGUGAUACAACAGGAUUUUUGGGAACUUUUUAAAUUGACCUCUGCAUAAAAAUAAAUAAAAUUACAAAUGUGAUUGCUAUUUUCUGACUGUACUUCUGCAAAUGUUUAUAUUUUUCUACCAGAUGUAAUUUCAGCUCUGAUCUGACUUGAAUGUCACAGUAGUGUGUUUGCUCUCUCUUUCUGCCUUUCUGUCUACUUAGCUAAACAUUCAGAUAUUGAACUUGUCUUUGCUUUUAGAUGUUUCAAAUGUGCAACAUUCUGACAAACUUAACUUUUCACAUACUGUAUUCUCUCAAUAGCUUUUUUACUGCAGUUUUUAAACCUUUUUCAAUAAAGUAUAUUCUUGGA